AUGAUUUCUCUAAAACAAUUAGUUGAAAAAACUCCAAAGAGUUGGUAUUCACCAAUGAACCCAAAUGAUAGUUGGGACCUAGUGAAUGGAAAAAUCGAAAAAUUUGGUAUCGUAAAUGAAGAUAAUAGAGAAAGAUAUGAACCACUCUUAAAAGGAGUUUCAAUAUUUGUAAGAUACGUUUGGCCAUCAGUUGAUCUCACUACUCUGGCAUUGGGUACUCAAUUCAGUAUUUUUUUGCGCAUUUUCGAUGACAAUAUUGAUACCAGUGAACCAGAAUAUGCAAUCAAACAUAUCAAUAGAGUAAUCAAUAUAAUUAAAUUUGGAAAACUCGAAGAAGAUCCAACACCUAUUGAAAGAAAUUUGUUUGAUCUUAAUCAGAAUUUGGACGACAGAUUUGGAGAGAAACUUGCAUUGAUCAAUCUGUUCAGAAAUUCUUUGUUGGAUUAUUUUGACAAUCUAUUGGCAUGGCAGAAUAUGAAGAAAUUAAAAGGUGAUUUAAGUAUGAAUUUAUAUUAUACUCUAAGAAGAUAUAAUUAUGCUAUGAUACCUUCUUUUUUCAUAACUUUAAUCUUCACAAUGAAAAGAUUAAAGUGUGAAAUAAUUCUUGAUCCUUUGUGGAAAACUAUUGUGGAGCUUUCAGGAAACAUCUGUGCCAUUUACAAUGAUGUAUUAUCCUAUGAAAAGGAGAUGAAAGAAAAUGAUGAAAGAAUGAAUAGUUUCCAUUUUAUGAAAACUCAAAACAAUUGGUCAAAUCAAGAAUGUCUUGAAUUCUUUGAAAAAGAAAUUGGUAAUUGUUUUGAACAACUUUCUAUUCACGAAAAACUUGCAACUCAAAAAUUCAUCCCAAGACUUAACAAAGAAGAUCAAGAAGAAUUCUAUCAGAUUAUUAAUAAUUUACAUACUUUGAUACAUGCUAUAUUAUCUAUGUAUUUAACUAAACCAAGUUAUAAAUCAACAAAUUCUAUCUUUGUUGAACUUAGAAUCUAA
Molecule: messenger RNA, 987 nt
Organism: Heterostelium album PN500
Lineage: Eukaryota; Evosea; Eumycetozoa; Acytosteliales; Acytosteliaceae
Exons: 2
Coding region: 1-987 (328 amino acids)
Molecular function (GO): terpene synthase activity
Source: RefSeq, a predicted model, not a curated record